CUAUGGAUUUCUAGCUUAAUUUGCAGCCACAAAGCAUCCGCCCGCAACUCGGAACCCGCCACGUGUCAAUUCUCUUCCUAGAUCCUCGAGAAUCCCAUUCUGCUGCGCUUCCCCUCUCCACCUUCCCAACUUCCAGCCGAAGGUAGUCGCCGGAGGAAUCUCCCCAUUCUUGCUCCCUCCCUCCUUUCCUUCCCCACUUUCCCCCCAUCCAUCUCUCUCCCUCCGGCCAGCCACGACGGAGGCGGCCGCCGGUGAACCGCAAAACCGACCCUGCACCCACUUGGAGCAAUUAAAUUAAACUCCACGAAAGCAAACCCUUUUGCGUUAAUUAUCUGGUUUCAGUUUACUCCAAUUCCCAAUAAUGGAUAAUCCAAUCCCGGAAUCGAAUAAUGCCUUUGCGCUCCCUUUAUCCUCUCCCCCAACCCCAAAUUCCUCCUACGACUACAAGCUUUUAUUAGAUUAGAUGUCUCGUGGCUUCCCGCCGAUUCCCAACCCUUGCUGCUGCUGUUCAUUCGUCCCCGCCCCUUCUUCUUCUUCUGCUCCUUUUUGUUGUCCCACAAGUUCCCUGGCAUCGGAUUCGCUGCUGAUACUGUCAUCCCCCAAUCGCCAUCCCGCCUCUGCCUCUGGAACAUGUCUAUUUAACUCCACCAUGCGCUUCCCCAGGAACCCGGCCGUUGCCUUUUGCCUCUCCAUCUUCUUCUCUCCCAACCUCUCUCGCCCUGCUUCUCCCUUCUUGUCCUCCUCACGGAGCGCCUGCACCAGCCGCCGAUACUCUCUCGGGAAGAAGAAAUCGUUUCACUCCUCAGGUGUUACUACUUGGAGCGUGUUCUUGGAAGGUAUCUUAAGAGUUGGAACAUAAAUCCUGCUGCAACUUUCACUGUGUUUGCUCUCUUUUGAUUGACAUUUGCAGGGGCUAUUCUACCACACGCUAGCUACACCAUGGAUGAGGUUCACAGGACUGUUGAAGGCAAUGAUGGAACGUCAAAAGAACCACAUAUAUGGGCCUCGCCUGAAGGAGGUCGUGAUAUUGAAAUUGCAAAGCAGAUCUUUUGCAACCGAUCAUUGAAUAUGAGGAACAUCGUGGCUGUUGGUUUUGAUAUGGAUUACACAUUGGCACAAUACAAACCCGAAACCUUUGAGUCGCUUGCAUAUGAAGGCACUAUCAGAAAGUUGGUAUAUGAUCUUGGUUAUCCUCCAGAGCUGCUGCAUUGGACGUUUGAUUGGACUUACAUGGUUAGAGGCUUGGUUCUUGAUAAGAAAAGAGGGAACAUCUUAAAAAUGGAUCGCCACAAGUAUGUGAAAGUGGCUUACCAUGGCUUUCGAGAGAUGUCCAAGGAAGAAAAAGUUGGCACUUAUGGGAGUACUUUGAUACGAGAUUCUUUCGAUGAACCAGAUUAUGCUCUCAUUGAUACUCUAUUUUCAUUAGCUGAAGCCUACUUGUUUGCUCAGCUUGUGGACUUUAAGGACAAGAAUCCCGGAAAAGUUCCUCAAGGAGCUGAUUAUGCUCGUAUGUAUAAAGAUGUUCGAGCUGCCGUUGAUUUGUGUCAUCGUGAUGGAACUUUGAAGCAAAUGGUUGCCGAAGAUCCAAAGAGAUACAUUAAUGAGGACACAUCUAUAGUUCCAAUGCUCAAGAUGCUUAGAGAUUCUGGACGUGCUACAUUCUUGGUGACAAAUAGCUUAUGGGACUAUACAAAUAUCGUGAUGAAUUUUCUUUGUGGAGGUCGUACAAUGCAUGGUAGUGACCCUUGCAAUUUUGAAUGGCUAAAGUACUUCGAUGUUGUUGUCACUGGCAGUGCAAAACCUGGGUUUUUCCAUGAAGAUAAUCGUGCUGGUCUGUUUGAGGUUGAACCUGAAAGUGGGAUGCUACUGAACACUGAUAAUGGAACUCCUAUGCCGCAGGUUAGUGAAUUAGCUUCAUACUGUUGUUUUCAAAUAGAAAUACUCAUCCUAGUACUGAUGCAGGGAGGAAGUGUUGGUCAUCUUCACAAGUUGCUAUCAAUUGAGUCAAGCUCUCAGGUUCUUUAUGUUGGUGACCAUAUUUAUGGAGAUAUUCUACGCAGCAAAAAAGUUUUAGGUUGGAGAACAAUGCUUGUUGUUCCCGAACUUGAGAGGGAGGUUGAACUUCUUUGGCAAUUAAGGGAUACACGCAGGCAACUUAGGUUGUUAAGGAAUGAACGUGAUCAUAUUGAAGAUGAAGUUCAUCACUUAAAAUGGUCUCUCAAUGUUUCUUGCCUUCUUUCUAUUGCUUUGCUUCAUCUAAGUUGUUUUUCUUCAAAUAAACAGGCUGAAAGAGAUAAAGUGAGAAUCACUCACCAACAGGCUCAACGGGAGUGUCACCAAAAGUUCCACAAAGUAUGGGGACAACUUAUGAAGACCGGGUAUCAGAACUCUCGGUUCGCCCACCAGGUUGAGAGAUUUGCUUGCCUGUACACUAGCCAAGUAUCGAAUAUAAGCUUGUACUCGCCGGAUAAGUACUACCGACCCAGCGAAGACUUCAUGCCCCACGAGUUUGGUAUUCUUCCACUCUGAAUGCUUAAGGAGAGCAUUGCAGGGAAAGAAAGAAAGGCUUCUUUUAAGGUUUUAGGUUCUUGAAAAGGGUUAAUAAUUUGAACACAAGGGGUUCGUUUUGUUUCCUUCUGUUUCUUUUGACAAUGCUCCCACCCUGUCUAGUUUGAUUCAAUGUCAGAAGGUUCCUUCUUUUGUCUCACGUCAACUCGAGACUUUGCUUUUUAUGAAUGUUAUAAUUAGAAGCGCACAGGCCAUCAAUCUGAUUGCUCGUAGUCAUUAUUGUGUGCUUGCUUGCUUGCACAAGGCAAAAGGCUUCUGAGUUCUGUCUCGUAUUAAACAA
Messenger RNA from Linum tenue, 2848 nucleotides. The record is from the annotation of a GenBank genome assembly. Lineage: Eukaryota; Viridiplantae; Streptophyta; Magnoliopsida; Malpighiales; Linaceae.